Malassezia sympodialis ATCC 42132 is the source of this 864-nucleotide messenger RNA. RefSeq lists its product as uncharacterized. The record is from RefSeq and is a predicted model, not a curated record. Bases 1 to 864 code for a protein of 287 amino acids. Gene Ontology annotation, biological process: peptidyl-lysine monomethylation. Gene Ontology annotation, molecular function: protein binding; protein-lysine N-methyltransferase activity. The transcript has 2 exons. NCBI's taxonomy places the organism in Eukaryota, Fungi, Basidiomycota, Malasseziomycetes, Malasseziales, Malasseziaceae.
AUGGCGGACGAUCAGGAACGCGCUUUUCUUGACUGGUUCACCUCAAAUGGCGGCUGGAUUGACUCUCGGAUGGGCCGAGGCCUUGUAGCCCUGAGUGCGAUCUCUGAGAACGAUCGCCUGUUUUCUAUUCCUCGCUCCAUGCUCAUGAAUCUCGGCACUAGCGGUCUGCAAGCGGCAUGUGAGGCUGCUGAGCAGGAGAAAGCGCCGCGUGAAGGACUUGCAUGGAAAGACGUACUGGAGCAUGGCUGGUGUGGACUCAUUUUGAUGCUCAUGUGGGAGCACUGGCGCGCGUCUACGCAGGGCGAGACGACCGGCAUGACCUGGGGCCCCUACUUUGGUAUUAUGCCGUCGACGUUUUCCACACCUAUGUUCUGGACAGCUGAGCAGUUGGAUAUGCUCCAAGGUACUGACAUUCAAGACAAAAUUGCGCGUGCUGAGGCCGAAGAGGACUAUUGUACCUAUGUGCGUCCCUAUAUCGAGCAAUAUCCUCAUAUCUUUGUGGGCGUCCAUGCGUCGGACUUGCAUGCUGUGAUCGAGAAGUACUACCAUAUUGAGAUGUACCACCGCAUGGGCUCGUCGAUCCUAAGCCGCAGCUUCCAUGUAAAGCGCGACCUUAGCCACGCCGAGUCCGACGAGGCGGACAUUACGUUUGCCCCUGCCGAGGUCGCCGUGGAGCGUGCCAUGCCUCGUGGCGACGAGGGCGACGAAGUGGAUCACGAAGAGUCGGCUGAGAUUGACAUGGACGAAAAUGAUGAAAGUGAGGAUGAGGAGAACGACGAAGACGUCCGGGACAUCUCGAUGGUGCCGAUGGCGGAUAUGCUCAAUGCCAAGUUUGGCUCGGAAAAUGUAUGUGGACGCCACUAA